AUGAUCGCCGCAGGCGAAGUUGUCGAACGCCCCGUGUCGGUUGUCAAGGAGCUUCUGGAAAACUCCAUUGACUCCGGCGCCUCUCAGAUUACGGUUGAGGUCAAGUCCGGCGGCACCGAACUAGUCCGGGUCGUGGACAACGGCCAAGGCAUACCCGCCGACGAAGUUCCCAUCGCCUUCUACCGGCACGCGACCAGCAAGCUGGCCGAUACAGAUUCUCUGGACCGCGUGGCGACAAUGGGGUUUCGCGGUGAGGCGCUCCCCAGUAUUGCCGCAGUAUCCCGAAUAGUCAUCCAAACACGUCCCCAUGACGAAACAGCUGGCUUUCGCAUGGCCUUGAAUUGGGGCGAGGCUGUGGAGUCAGGUAGCGAGGGCUGCGCCGCAGGUACCGCGGUCGAGGUAUCCGAUCUGUUCGGCAACCAGCCGGCACGCCGAAAAUUCCUCCGGUCGCCCCAAGCAGAAACAGCCCGGGUGCAGGAGCUGGUCAGCCGGUAUUCUCUCGCCUUCCCAGAGAUCCGCUUUCGUCUCGAAAAUGAUGGGCGUGCAUCCCUUACCACACCCGGCAACGGGCAGCCUCGAGAGGCUCUGCUGGCGGUCUACGGGUCGCAGGUUACCAAGGACAUGCUGGAGGUCCAUGUGGAGGACCCGGAGACGGGUUACUCGGUGGAAGGGUUCGCUGGCGCCCCCAGCGUAAGCCGCGCAAACCGUACCUACCUGACAUUCUUCGUCAACCGCCGCCUGAUACAAAGUCGAAUGUUGUCCUUUGCCGUCGAGGAGGCCUACACCGGCCUGCUCCAAGUCAAGCGAUACCCAGUGGCGGCCAUCAAUGUGGUAUUGCCCUACGCUGACGUGGAUGUCAACUCGCAUCCGGCAAAGCGCGAGGUCCGAUUCCAUCAGGAAAAUCGCGUGUUCUCACUGGCCCAGAGAGCGGUUCGCGCCGCGUUGAUGACAGACUCGCCGGUACCCGCUGCUUCGUCCGCUCCAAGCCCGCACCAGUCGUUUCGACCCUUCGCGGGCCCAGGCCGUGGGUCUUCGUCCUCGGGGGCUAUGAAUGCCCGGUUUGAUGCUGACCAUCCUCCAAGACAACUACCGGGAGAAGCGUCCGGUGGAGAGGCGCUGUCGCUAUUGGGGCGUCCCCAAAUACCUCUGAAGGUUGUCGGUCAACUGCAGCUCACCUACAUCGUGGCCGAGGGACCCGAGGGAAUGUAUCUGGUUGACCAGCAUGCCGCCCACGAACGGACGCUGUUCGACAGGAUUUGCGCCGAGAGGAACCAGAGAGGCCCGGCCACGCAGCCGCUGCUGUCUCCUGUGAACGUGGAACUCACGCCGUCUCACGCCAGCACGCUUCAGGACAACCUGGAGGAAAUCACCGAAUAUGGGUUCCAGGUAGAGCCGUUUGGAGAUCGCAGCUACCUGCUGCGGGCCGUGCCGUCUGUUCUGUCCACACAAGACCCGGCAAAGACCCUAAUCGACAUUCUCGACAUGGCUACGCUGGAAGGCCUCACUCGCCAGAAAGAGAACGUGAUGGCCGCGUCGAUCGCCUGCCAUGCGGCGAUCCGGGCUGGCCAAUCUCUCAGCGAGGCUGAGAUGCGUGCCCUGUUGGAACAGCUGGAGGCGACUCCAAACCCCCAUACCUGUCCGCACGGUCGCCCGACCAUGGUGCAUUACAGCUCCUACCACGUUGAGCGGGGGUUUGGCCGGCGCUAG
Molecule: messenger RNA, 1707 nt
Organism: Geodia barretti
Lineage: Eukaryota; Metazoa; Porifera; Demospongiae; Tetractinellida; Geodiidae
Source: the annotation of a GenBank genome assembly